Molecule: messenger RNA, 1368 nt
Organism: Dendronephthya gigantea
Lineage: Eukaryota; Metazoa; Cnidaria; Anthozoa; Malacalcyonacea; Nephtheidae
Product: U1 small nuclear ribonucleoprotein C-like
Exons: 7
Coding region: 119-1036 (305 amino acids)
Source: RefSeq, a predicted model, not a curated record
ACAUCUCAAAAGAUUUAGGUUCUCAAAAUAAACAAGGCUAGGGAAAUUUCUUUUGUAAAGAACGAAUACGAACGGAAAAUUUGUUUGAAUCUGGGAAUAACGUAGGUUGACGAAAGAAAUGAAGAUAGCAGUCUUGCUUAUUAGCCUCUGGGCGAUAGCAGCUACGAAAGCUGGUCCUGUAUUGAAAGCUGCGCCACCUCCAGCGGCGCCAGCCAUAAAACCGGUGACCACAGCUGCAGCCCCCGCAGCCCCAGCGGCACCGGCCCCCGCAGUACCGGCAGCCCCCGCGGCUCCGGCAGCCCCUGGGACAACACCGCCGGCAGCAGCCGCGACACCCCCGGUACCUCCGGCUGAUCUCGUUGCGUCGAAGUACAAAGUUUCUUUCAAGUUAGCUAACGUAAAAUAUGCUGACGGCCUUGCAUCGUACGAUAGUGCCCUUUACCAGAACUACGCUGGCAAAAUCGAGAAUGCGCUAAUGAACUUAUAUGCAGAUGAUAAUGCCUACAGAGAGACGAGAAUGAUUGGAUUUAGAAAUGAAAGUGGCGUUAUCGCUGACGUUUCCCUACGUUUUGGAAAUGAUAGUAAAAAUCUUGUUAGUCUGGAUGCUCUUGUGAAGACUGGAACUCUUGGAAUUCUUCCUGUUGACCCCGCUUCGUUGACAGCAUCUAAAGACGAAACAGCUCCCCCAAUGGCUGUUGGUUUCGGUUGCGGUUCACCCUGUGGCGCUCCCCAGCAGUGUUACCCAUCAUGCAGCUCAAGUUGUUGCGGCGGCAGCUCACCAUUCACGCAGCAGCCGAUGAUGAACCAACAAUUUGGCGCCGGUGCUAUGCCCCCCAUGCCACCAAUGGGAGGAAUGCCCGGGCUUCCCAUGACUGGGGGUCCUAUGCCGAUGCCACCAAUGCCCGGCAUGCCCGGUAUGCCGAUGGCAGGCGGAGCAGGCCAGUGUCCAGGUCAAUGCCCGAAUUCGUGUGCGCCAUCUUGUGGGCAGUCCUGCUGUGGUGGUGCCGGACAAAUGAAUAACCCAAUGAUGGGCUGAUCACGAUGUACCCUACUGUACAUAACAGAAAACGAACUGAUGGAUACGAACUAAGCAACUUACGCACAUUAUGCAAAUUUCCGCGCAGCACAGCGAACAUAGAACUUCCUAAAUUGGUACUAUAAAUGCAUAUCCGGGGAAGUGGACUACGACUGUGUAUUGCUGUUGUCAAGAAGUAUUAAUUCAGAUUUGAACUAUAGCUCGGCUCUUACUAAUUUUCCCCUUACGGAAUGAUGUAUAAGUUAUUACUUACAUACAUAUAGAAGAAAUCAGUAAUUUUUGCAAAAUUAACAAUUGAAGUAAAUUUCCCCUAAUUUGUGAGGUUUGCUGUA